AAAGAACAAAGAAAGAAAGGAAAAAAAUAAGUAACAGGAGAAAGAGAAGAAAGGAAGAAAAUGGGGAAGAAGAGGAAGAAGAUUGAUUGAUUGAUUGAUAGUUUAUUGUUGCAAGUAAACAACAAAUUAAGGAGAAGGGAGGAGCAUGCCAUCCCAACCCCCAGGCAGUACAGAGUGUGAAGGAAAAAAGAGAAAGGGAAACAGAAGCAGGGAAAGAGAGGAAGAGGAAGAAAAUAAUUAAUGUUUAGCGGUGAACAUAACCUGACAGCGGCCUGCGACUCCCUGUGCACACACCGUCAGCUGGACGCAUCGAUCCCGCGGCGACCCGUGUGUGUGAGAGUGCUGCGCCGCCCUUGUCCUGCGGCGCCCGGCGUGACUCCUGUAGUGGCCACGGCAGCCACACCCACCCUCAGGCAAUGUUGUGGCAGUGACAAACAUGAGCUGCCAUCUGAUGUGGCAGGGGUGGACUGGGGGCGUGAGUCUGCGUCCCCAGGCCCGCCUAGAUGUGAAAUGGCUCAAGUCUGACCUACAGAGCCUAUUACAGCCAGACAAUCUUCCAUCGCUCUAUAAUCAGAUGGUGAAGGAUGGAGAAGUUGUUGGACCACAUGUUGAAGGGAUUCUUAACUCAGCUGGAGCCACUGCACGGAAAGGUGAGAGUGGCCACUACUACUGCAGCAUGAGGGUACUCACCUGCCCCUGCUGUGAUGGCAUCUGUGGGCCGCAGAGUGGGUGUAAUUGUGGGCCCUGUCAGAAACUGGACAGGGAGGAGGCUGAGCGGGAGUAUGAGAGUGGCCAGAGCUCCACACCACCCUCAUCCUCACUCCUUGAGGGGUGGCGCUGGGGCCCUCAGCCACAGGAAGAGGAACUGAGGAAGUGCCUUGAUGCCCU
Molecule: messenger RNA, 888 nt
Organism: Eriocheir sinensis (Chinese mitten crab)
Lineage: Eukaryota; Metazoa; Arthropoda; Malacostraca; Decapoda; Varunidae
Product: E3 ubiquitin-protein ligase HERC2-like
Source: RefSeq, a predicted model, not a curated record